Messenger RNA from Fomitopsis serialis, 1551 nucleotides. RefSeq names its product glycoside hydrolase. Gene Ontology annotation, cellular component: Golgi membrane; endoplasmic reticulum. The coding region runs from base 1 to 1551 and encodes 516 amino acids. Gene Ontology annotation, biological process: carbohydrate metabolic process; N-glycan processing. Gene Ontology annotation, molecular function: mannosyl-oligosaccharide 1,2-alpha-mannosidase activity; calcium ion binding. The transcript has 10 exons. NCBI's taxonomy places the organism in Eukaryota, Fungi, Basidiomycota, Agaricomycetes, Polyporales, Fomitopsidaceae. The record is from RefSeq and is a predicted model, not a curated record.
AUGGCCCGUCUUGACCGUCUCCCGCCGCUCCCACCACCGCCUCAUGCGCCACUACGGCAGCACGGACACUUCCCGCCACAUGGUUCCUCUCGCAAGUGGGGCGCACGCGCCGAUGCAGUCAGGCAUGCAUUCUUGCACGCUUACGCAGGCUAUCAGGAGUAUGCGGGGCAAAACGACGAGCUCAAACCUCUCUCGGAGGGCGCUGUGAACAACUUCAAUGGUUGGAAGCUCACGCUCGUAGACGGGCUGGAUACCAUGUGGAUUAUGGGCCUCCACGACGAGUUCUAUGAUGCAGUGACGAAGAUAGCAGAGCUGGAUUUCAAUCUAGAAGAGGGUUCGUUUGCUCCCUUUUUCGAAACGGUGAUCCGUUACCUCGGCGGAAUGCUCUCCGCAUAUGCUCUCUCCGGCGAGCCCGUACUCCUUGGGCGCGCAGACGAACUUGGCUCGAUGCUACUGCCCGCGAUGAAGACGGAUUCAGGCCUUCCAAUGUACGCCGUGAACACUAAGACUGGCGAAACGAGACAGGGAUGGACACGGGGCACCGUGCUCUGGGCAGAGGCGCUCAGUUGCCAGCUUGAGUACAAGUACCUCGCACAUCUCACUGGCAGGCAGAAUACUUCCAGCGCGUAUGCUCGCAUGCUUUAUUGCCACUAUGUCAUCACUCAACGAGAGCAGGUCGAGCACAUCAUGGACCUGAUGAACAGUGCAAAUGUGACGGAUGGGAUGUUCCCGACGAAAUGGGACCUUAUCAAUGGCAUUCCUACAAACACCCAGUUCUCCGUCGGCGCAUUCGCAGACAGCGCGCAUGAAUACUUGCUGAAGCAAUGGUUGCUCACUUCGAAGUCUGAGCCCAAAGCGCGCGACCUCUAUGUUCGCGCCUCCACCAGCAUCAUCGAGAACCUGCUUUCCUCACGCCCAAUCCUCACGCCGCGCGUGCGCGACAUCCACGCAUGGGCAGCGCAGGGGCUCGCGUAUACAUGCUGGAUGACGUACGCAGACCAGGACGCCGGGCUGGGCCCCGAUGAGAUGCGCAUGGACCACCUGCCGAAGAGCGAGGAGGACCCGUAUGGCGGGCUGUGGUUGUACCAGGUGGACAAGUGGGAGGAGGCGGGUCGGCCGGGGGGCGUGCCGCCGGGUUUGAAGGAGGGCCCGCGGAUGCCAGCGGGGAAGCGUGAUUAUCGUGCGCAGAAGGCGGGGUACUUUUUGCGGCCAGAGACGGUGGAGAGCUUUUAUCUGCUCUGGAGGACGACGGGCGACGAGGUGUGGCGGGAGCGCGGCUGGGCGGUGUUCCAGGCGAUCGAGCGGGAGACGAAGACGAAGAGCGGGUACGCAAGUCUGCAGAGUGUCGAGAAGUCCCCGCGCCCCAGAAGGAUGAGAUGCCCAGCGGUAUCGGCGCAGUUUUUCUUGGCAGAGACAUUGAAGUACCUAUACCUGCUGUUCACGGACGAGGAGCUUAUACCACUGGACCAGUGGGUCUUCAAUACGGAGGCACACCCUCUGCCUGUUUUCCAAUGGACAGAUUGGGAGAAGAAGGCAUACGGACUCAACUAA